AUGCCAGUCGCUGUACACGCACCAUCGCAGACAGGAGGUAUAAAGCCCUACUAUCAGGCCAAGAUUGAGGCCGCAGAACUCGAUAUAAAUCAGAAGACCCAGAACCUCCGCCGUUUAGAGGCACAGCGGAACGCGCUCAAUGCUCGAGUACGGCUACUCAGGGAAGAGCUCCAGCUCCUGCAUGAACCUGGAAGCUAUGUCGGAGAGGUCGUGAGAGUCAUGGGCAAGAACAAGGUGCUUGUAAAGGUUCAACCAGAGGGCAAAUACAUCGUUGACUUCGAUGCGGACAUCGACGUAACAACCCUGAAGCCAUCCCUCCGUGUCGCUCUCCGUUCCGACUCGUAUACCAUUCACAAGAUCCUGCCGAACAAGGUUGACCCUCUCGUAUCUCUCAUGAUGGUUGAGAAGGUUCCAGACAGCACAUAUGAGAUGGUCGGCGGCCUCGACAAGCAAAUCAAGGAGAUCAAGGAGGUUAUUGAACUACCGGUUAAGCACCCAGAACUCUUCGAGUCGCUCGGUAUUGCGCAGCCAAAGGGUGUGCUACUCUACGGACCACCAGGAACGGGAAAGACACUGCUCGCACGAGCGGUCGCGCACCACACAGACUGCAAGUUCAUUCGUGUGUCGGGUUCAGAACUCGUGCAGAAGUACAUUGGCGAGGGUAGUCGGAUGGUUCGGGAGCUCUUCGUCAUGGCACGGGAACACGCGCCUAGUAUCAUAUUCAUGGAUGAGAUCGACUCCAUCGGAAGUUCAAGAGGAGAGAGCGGCUCUGGUGGCGGUGAUUCUGAGGUCCAACGAACAAUGUUGGAGUUACUUAACCAGCUUGACGGAUUCGAGUCAACGAAGAACAUCAAGGUCAUCAUGGCUACAAACCGGAUAGACAUCCUUGAUUCUGCCUUGCUUCGUCCGGGCCGUAUAGACCGCAAGAUUGAGUUCCCGCCUCCAGGUCCUGAGGCCCGUGUCGCGAUUUUACGCAUUCACUCGCGAAAAAUGUCCCUACAACGAGGUAUCAACCUCCGCGCUCUCGCGGAGAAGAUGGGCCAAUGUUCCGGCGCCGAAGUGCGCGGUAUCUGUACGGAAGCAGGUAUGUACGCACUCCGCGAGCGGAGACAGCAUGUUACGCAAGAGGAUUUCGAGUUCGCAGUGGCAAAGGUUCUUAAGAAGAACCAAGAAGGGAACACUUCUGUCAACAAGCUGUUCUCUUGA
This is a messenger RNA of Postia placenta MAD-698-R-SB12, 1206 nucleotides long. RefSeq lists its product as hypothetical. Gene Ontology annotation, biological process: proteasome-mediated ubiquitin-dependent protein catabolic process. Gene Ontology annotation, cellular component: proteasome regulatory particle, base subcomplex. Bases 1 to 1206 code for a protein of 401 amino acids. Gene Ontology annotation, molecular function: ATP hydrolysis activity; ATP binding; proteasome-activating activity. Lineage: Eukaryota; Fungi; Basidiomycota; Agaricomycetes; Polyporales; Adustoporiaceae. The record is from RefSeq and is a predicted model, not a curated record. The transcript is spliced from 7 exons.